AGGGCUGGAGACGUGCUUUGCAUUGGCAGGCUGAUGAGGACACGUGUCUCCUCGCUGCCUCCCCCUCCGCCCCCCCCGGGCUGCUCGGUACCGCAUUGGCAUCAGUAAAGGCACCUGAACACCGACGAGCAACUCCUUGGAAAGGCUGCCUGCCACCUUACAGCCUAAAAGAAAGCUAUAUCAGGGGCCCCUGUGCAGGAACCUGUGGCGCUUUUUUUUUUUCGUCGUGCGUAAAGCUUUUGCGCACACCGCUGGACCGCUUCAGAGAGCAGGUGCGCUACUCGUCGAGCAUCAGAGCGCAGUGCCAAGAUGCAGAAACGGAACAGAGACGUCUGAAGGUGACAUGAACCUGAGGAUAAUCAAAAGCAGCAGGCGUACAGUGAGCAAGACGUGGAGAUAGCAACUGAAAACCGUCGGUGUCUUAAAGCAAAACUUGCUCUCGCUCCUCCCGUGGCUCGAUUCUGAUGCAGAGAGUCAAGGGCUGCAAUCCAAAGUAGCUUCGUUUUUGACCGAGUGGAGGAGAAGAAACACUAAUUGGGACUGCAGACAUUUGAGAGUCAGGACAAGAGCGCAAAAAUGGCGACGCUAAUCAGAGGCAAGCUUUCUAAUAAACUGACAAACGCAGCCAAUGCCGUGUCCAACAAAUCCCAGGCAAAGGUGAGCGGGAUGUUCGCCAGGAUGGGGUUCCAGGCCGCCACCGACGAAGAGGCUCUGGGCUUCGCCGCCUGCGAUGACCUGGACUACGACCACCGGCAAGGCAUGCAGAUGGACAUUAUGACAUCGGAUGAGAUGGGUGGAGAGGGGAGCGGAGACGGAGGCGCGCUGGACGGGGACAGUCACUACCAGAGGGACGGUACCGGUCCGCCGCACUCCGCCUCAAAGGACGGAGGUCUUCCGGACGAGUUGAGUGAAGUGAGACCAAAAAUCACCGCUUGGGAGGCGGGCUGGAACGUCACGAAUGCAAUCCAGGGGAUGUUUGUUCUCGGGUUGCCCUACGCCAUCCUGCACGGCGGAUACCUUGGACUCUUUCUCAUUAUUUUCGCCGCCGUGGUGUGCUGUUACACGGGGAAAAUCCUAAUCUCCUGCCUGUACGAGGAGGACGAGGACGGGCAGCUCGUCCGUGUGAGGGACUCCUAUGUGGACAUUGCCAACGCCUGCUGCGCGCCCAGAUUCCCGGCUUUAGGAGGCCAUGUCGUGAAUGUAGCCCAAAUCAUCGAGUUAGUGAUGACCUGCAUCCUGUAUGUGGUCGUCAGCGGUAAUCUCAUGUACAACAGCUUUCCCAACAUGCCAAUUUCCCAGAAGUCCUGGGCCAUCAUCGCCACCGCCGCUCUCCUCCCCUGCGCCUUCCUCAAGAACCUGAAAGCCGUCUCCAAGUUCAGCUUGCUGUGCACGCUGGCCCAUUUUGUCAUAAACAUCCUGGUGAUCGCGUACUGCCUCUCCAGAGCCAGGGACUGGGCCUGGGACAAGGUCAAGUUCUACAUCGAUGUCAAGAAGUUCCCCAUCUCGAUUGGGAUUAUCGUGUUCAGCUACACCUCGCAGAUCUUCCUGCCGUCUCUGGAGGGGAACAUGCAGAAACCCAGCGAGUUCCACUGCAUGAUGAACUGGACUCACAUCGCUGCCUGCAUCCUCAAGGGCCUCUUCGCCCUUGUGGCCUACUUGACCUGGGCUGACGAGACCAAGGAGGUCAUCACAGACAACCUGCCCCCAACGAUCCGAGCCGUCGUCAACCUCUUCCUCGUGGCCAAAGCCUUGCUGUCGUACCCGCUGCCGUUUUUCGCUGCCGUCGAGGUAUUAGAGAAAACCUUUUUCCAGGAGGGAGGACGCGCGUUCUUCCCAGAUUGCUACGGAGGGGACGGACGUCUGAAAUCCUGGGGACUCACUCUCCGCUGUAGCCUUGUCGUGUUCACCUUGCUCAUGGCCAUCUACGUGCCACAUUUCGCCCUGCUCAUGGGUCUCACCGGCAGCCUGACGGGCGCAGGCCUCUGCUUUCUGCUCCCCAGUCUCUUCCACCUCAAGCUUUUAUGGAGAAAGCUGCUAUGGCACCAGGUCUUCUUCGAUGUCGCGAUCUUCGUAAUAGGAGGUAUAUGCAGCAUAUCUGGCUUCAUCCACUCCAUGGAGGGGCUCAUAGAGGCUUUCCACAACAACGUAGAAGAAUAGAUGCAAGCCAUUGCUGGAACUAGAUGUUAACUGCAAAUCCCAGUUUAGUUUGAAAAAAAAAAAGAGAAAUAAAUAAAAAUGAAAACAUACAACUUCCCGGCGAGCGCAGCCCCUUCUGCUUGAUCCAUGCGUAAAAGCGCGCAACAGAGCGCACGCACUCAUUUGCGUCAAUUUACACACAAACACACGCACGCAUAAAAGUCGGUGACAGUGAGGGAGUUUAACGCAUUCACGGCACACUAAAUGGACAAUACAUGUUGUAUAAAUAUGCGAAGAAAAGUACAUCUAUACAUAUUUUCCAGUGGAGUGGACGUUUACAAUAUUUGACCUUAAACAAAAUUGCAAAGGGGGUUAGUCUGCCUUUUCGUUGCUCUUGUGGUGCUUCCCCCACUUGAGACUUCACUUCAUGUAACGCUCGAGUUAGUAACGGACAGAGGUAUUGUGAUAUAACGAUGAUUAAGAUGCGUCUAAGGAAAAUUAAACAUUUAGAAAGUUGCCACCUUCCUCUAGGUAAGUAUACAGGCUGUGAAUGAGGCGAUGAACCCAGAAAAAAAAAAAA
Messenger RNA from Salarias fasciatus (jewelled blenny), 2716 nucleotides. It is a transcript of the gene slc32a1, whose product is annotated as solute carrier family 32 member 1. The coding region runs from base 577 to 2157 and encodes 526 amino acids. Gene Ontology annotation, biological process: amino acid transmembrane transport. The record is from RefSeq and is a predicted model, not a curated record. Gene Ontology annotation, molecular function: L-amino acid transmembrane transporter activity. NCBI's taxonomy places the organism in Eukaryota, Metazoa, Chordata, Actinopteri, Blenniiformes, Blenniidae. Gene Ontology annotation, cellular component: vacuolar membrane. The transcript is spliced from 3 exons.